GCGACAAUCAAAACUUUGUUUGUUAAAAAUCCGUUUUCAAAAUUUUUGUUUUGGUUGUUUAUUGGAAGUUUUGAAUUGAAUGACUAUUAUAAGUUGGUGUCAGGAAAAAAUACGGCGUGCAUAUGCGGCGUGCAAACGCGUCAUAUUAUGUCGCAGCGACGGAAACACCGAAAUGGACCAAGACCAAGUUUAUCAUGUAGAUUUACCCGUAAGACCGGGCGAGCAAAACCCGUCGGACCAACUACAGGUCAUUGGUCCAUUGCAGCGACAGAGGCGCCGGCCGGACGUCCAGCCGAUAGGUAUGCGACGAUUCGCCGACCCCGAGAAAGUAGCGGCUCUGUUUAAAGCGUGCAAGGAGCUUCGGGUGCCGGUGGGUGAAAACCGUUUCAAAGAAGGCGACGACGACAGCAGUGGUUCUGCAAAAACCAUCUCGGGUCUCUACCCUCAAAAAAACGUCUCGAACCAAAACGGAAAAAAAUAGUACCGAUAAUGUCGACUCGCAACGACGAUAACAUCGCCGACUGUAUAAAAUGAAUUAUUGAAUUUGUACCACUCAUAUUAUAAUAAUAUUAUGUUUUAAUAAUAGCAUAAUAAAAUUAUGAUGGGUGUUGA
This is a messenger RNA of Aphis gossypii (cotton aphid), 612 nucleotides long. RefSeq lists its product as uncharacterized. Bases 80 to 481 code for a protein of 133 amino acids. The transcript is spliced from 2 exons. Lineage: Eukaryota; Metazoa; Arthropoda; Insecta; Hemiptera; Aphididae. The record is from RefSeq and is a predicted model, not a curated record.